GGUAAAAGCUCUUUAUUAUGUUCUUCCCAACCGUCAAAAACUAUUUAGAAUUUCCACUUCUUCUUCUUCUUUCACAUAUAACUAAAUCGGGAUAACUCCAAACUUAUUAUAUUUUUCUUCAGCUAUGAGCAACGAAUAUGAUUACUUGUUCAAGCUUUUGUUAAUCGGAGAUUCUUCUGUUGGAAAAUCAUGUCUACUUCUCAGAUUUUCUGAUGAUUCUUUUGUUGAGAGUCAUAUCAGUACAAUCGGAGUCGAUUUUAAAAUCUCUACAUUAGAGCUUGAGGGAAAGACUGUCAAGUUACAGAUCUGGGAUACAGCAGGACAAGAGAGAUUCAGGACUAUAACCAGCAGUUAUUAUCGAGGGGCUCAUGGAAUCAUUAUCGUAUAUGAUGUCACUGAGAAGGAGAGCUUUGACAAUGUAAAGCAGUGGUUAAGUGAGAUUGAUCGAUAUGCAAACGAUACUGUGUGCAAACUUUUGGUUGGAAACAAAUGCGAUUUGGUAGAAGAAAAAGUGGUGGAAACGGAAACUGCAAAGGCAUUCGCAGAGAAGCUUGGCAUCUCUUUUCUUGAAACUAGUGCCAAGGAUUCUAUUAAUGUGGAACAGAUUUUCUCAACUAUGGCUGCUGAAAUUAAAAAAAGAAUUGGAAACCAGCAGCCAACCGGCCCAACCUCUAACAAGAAAGUGGCAAAAGCUGUGCAGAUGAAGGGGCAGCCUAUUCAGCCCAGAAGCAAUUGCUGUGGUUAGCUGAUGUCUCUUUUCCUGCUGCCUGGUAGUUGUAUGUAAAUGAUUGCAAAGUCAGCAAUCGUAAAUAUGUGAUGAUAAUAUUGUUCUUGUGUGUUAAUCAUUUGGAUUUUGGUAACUAGAACUUUUAACUUUGUCCAUCCAAACACCUUCUGUAGAUAAUCUCGAUACUAGUUUCCAAGGCCAUGGUAUUUUAAUUUCCACAUUGGUCUCUCAA
Molecule: messenger RNA, 959 nt
Organism: Papaver somniferum (opium poppy)
Lineage: Eukaryota; Viridiplantae; Streptophyta; Magnoliopsida; Ranunculales; Papaveraceae
Product: ras-related protein RABD1-like
Exons: 8
Coding region: 125-745 (206 amino acids)
Biological process (GO): regulation of exocytosis; protein secretion
Molecular function (GO): GTPase activity; GTP binding
Source: RefSeq, a predicted model, not a curated record